This is a messenger RNA of Pyrenophora tritici-repentis Pt-1C-BFP, 846 nucleotides long. NCBI's taxonomy places the organism in Eukaryota, Fungi, Ascomycota, Dothideomycetes, Pleosporales, Pleosporaceae. The record is from RefSeq and is a predicted model, not a curated record.
AUGGGCACCCGUCAAGAACAUUACACAAUGAACUCAAGCUACCCACCACCACCCUCAGUAGAAGAAGACCAUGCCGGCUCAGCUGAAUCACAUCUCCCUCAAGACCUCAUCUACACAAUCAUGAACGACUAUCCCGAAGCGUACCGCGAAUACGAAAACAUUAUCCACGACUUCAACCACAAAAGCGAUGAUACGCUUCAUAACCUGCAAUCUAAUUCCGACGACGACGAAAGCGACCAGGAAGAACCAUCAGAGGAAUACGAAACGCCUCCAGCUACACCAGAACAUCCACCCGUGUCUAUCAAGAGGGAGGUGCAUCAAUACACUGUACCCCUGACAGCAGGGCAGACACAGCAUCGACAGCACCAUAUGCCCCAACUCCCCGCUAUUGUUGUCAACGAGCAUGUCCAACCAAUUGCUGCGGCUCCAACACAUCUCGUACAACCAGCGUACGGGCAGCAGAUCUACGAACGCAGGUCUAUCAACGGGCCCAUCUACCCGCGCCAGGCUUACCGUGAGCACCGGUCUGAGUGGGAUAUGUAUGAUCAACAAGAAUACGAACAUGGACAUGGACAUGGACAUGGAAGAAGUGGUGGAAGGAGACACGGUGGCUAUAACAGCGUAGCAGACGAAAGACGACAGCGUCGCUGCCAGAGACCAAGAGAAUUGUACCCGAAUUAUGAAGAGGAGUAUAUGCGAGCACGUGCUGAGAACAUUAGAGCAGCUUGGGCGUUUGAAGCGCUGUCUCAAGCUUUCAGAAUCACGAGGCAGAUUGAUGGUAAGAUGUCUGCAUUGAAGGCUUUGUUAGCGCAGGUUUUGCGCGAGAGGUUUGGAGAGGGGAUGUAA